CGACGCCGGUAAGCAUAUUCCGGCGACAAAUAGCAUAUUUCAGUGACCGACGACCAGUUUCCGGCGACCGGUGGCAGAAAUCCGGCAACCAAAUUUUUGGGUUGAAAAUAAAAAAAUAUUUUAUUUAUUUAUUAUUAUUAUUAUUUAAACAUAUUUUCAUAAUGACAAUUAUACCCCUGCUUUUGAUUUUACACUAGGUCAACUCAUCUAAUAAAAAGUCAUCACAAUCCUAGCUUCCUAUUGGUUGGAGACUAGUGUUGUUACAAUAACAACACAAGGGGUGUUGUCAUAAUAACCGGUCCCACUAGAGGUUCAAUUAGUCUUUAUCAAACAAAAUCGAUGCUAUGUCAUAUCCACAUGGACCGAUGAAAAGUUGCAUUACCGGUGCCGCAGUUUUAUAUUAUAACCGCACCUUAAUAUUGGCCAUAGUUUAAUUGCAAUGAUCAAACUCAAAACUGGAAACACUGUCGUGCCCAAAUCCAGUGUUUUUAAGGGCCCAUGGGAGUCAUUAUAAGAGCCCAAUUAGAAGAAGUCGGGCCACGGAGGCUAACAAGCCCAAAAAUUGCCUCCUAAAUCCUAAUCCGACAUUGUCAAGGGAAAAAGAAUCCUAAUCCGACAAGACAACGAAAAAGGAAAGCAGCAGCAUGGGGGAAAUUUAUUGGAUUAGGGAUUUUGAAUUUUGAUAUCCUCUUCGCUCUCUAUGUGGCUUCUCCAUUGUAAAUCCCAAGCUUGUGCCGCCGCACAAUCUCCUCUAUACUCCGUUGGCGAUAUCUUAUCUACCGGCUGCCGCCAUGGCCACCGAGGGCUGCCCCUGGUCUUGGGCCUCCAGAAAACGGCGUCGCAUCAGAAAGCCUCCUCCCAAUCUCGCGAUGAUCGGCAAACUCGGGGACGAUCUGCUCGUGGAGAUUCUGAUCCGCCUCCCGAACCAUAGAUUUGCCAGUGGCUGCAAACCGGUCUGCAAGCGUUGGAGGUCCUUGAUCUCCAGUCCCCGUUUCAAUCGCCGCUUCAUUUCUCACCACCGCAUCAACCAACCAACUAUGCCGGACAAUCCCGACGACCUGCAAUCCAUCAUCUUGAGCUUUCUCCCUCCCAUGCCUAGUGCAGUUGCUGGCUGCUUCAAAGUUUUGGACUGCUUCAAGGACUUGGUUUUAUGCGGGUUUUGGGAUUUAGAUUCCGACAACAAGGAACUCUGCCGAUCCUACUUUAUCUGCAAUCCAUUUACCAAGCAAUGGAUGGGUCUUCCUUUAGCCCCCGAGAAGGCCACGGGAUACAAAUCGCAUUGUACAAGGUUUGUUUUUGAACCCCGCAUUUCUUAUGAUCUUGAUAUGGAAGGAGGAGAUGACGAACAGAAAAUUGUUUAUUCUGAGUAUCGUUUCCGGGUGGUGAGUAUGUAUCAGCAUGAUAAGUCUAUUAAACUGGACUGGUUUUGUUCCCAGUCUGGUAAAUGGACCAAUGAGGCUCUUGUUCUUCGUGGAAAGACGAAGAUGAACGGACAAGUAAUUUCGUGCAAUGGGGAGCUGUUUUGGACGUAUCAUGAAACCGAAGAUUUAUGUGCUGACAGGAUUAUUCCUUGGGUGGCUGUGUUUAAUCCUUUCCGCCCUGAUGUACCUCCUACUCCUAUUGAUACUUUCUCAUUCUUCGGAUUAGGACCUUGGAAUAUUUCUGAGUCACAGGGUGCUUUGUACGUAAUUCAAUAUCGAUCGGCUUCUGAACGUUUUGUUUGGAGACUGGAAGAAGACGGUAAAUCUUGGAGUAAACAGUAUGAAGGGUUGCUGAAAAAAUCAGGGAUCGGUACCAUUGAACAUAAGUACUGUAUUUUACCUUUCCUGCAUCCACAUAAGCCGGAAAUUAUCUUCUUCCAUUAUUACGAUCGUUCCAGUCCGCGAACCAUAUUGUCCUUCGAUUCGAGGACGGGAGAGCUAGAGGAAUUCACUAAAGUUGGAGAAGGUGCAUCUCGCCUUAUGGUUUUCCAUCCUAUGGCCUGCUGCUUGCCUACUCCAAUUCCAAAGUACGAGGAACUGCGAAGUAUGUAUGAUGGAAGCUACAACUUUUGGGUUCAGAGCAGUAGCACUGCAACGACUCCCUCAAUAACUGCUGAAGAAUGCGAACCAGUUGAAGGAGUUGGACUUUGUCCACAAUUCCGAGCUGGGUUUUCGAAUCCAGGAUCUGGGUUGUUGUUGGUUGAUGGUUUCUGUAACUGGGCUUUGAUUUUUUCCCCCUUUUUGUUUAUUCACCACCCAGAACCGACCUAAUAAUCGUCUCCUCUGUUUUUUUUCUCCUUCCCUUUUCCAGGCUCUUGAUUUUCUGGGAAAACGAAAUUUCAGCUGCUGUGGGGUAAUUGAAAUCGCGAGAACUCUAAAGAACUGGCGGAUGAGUCGAGGAAUUUCUGGGCAACUAAUCACGGGAUGUUAGUAGAUUCCGUCAUUUCCUUCUUCUGUCGCGAAUCUUCCGCGCUUCAACCCGCUUCAUUUCUCUAGCAUUUCAAGCAUUCCGACAAGUGUCUUCAGAUUCCACAAAUUUUUUGGAGCCUUGCGCUGAGUUAAAUGAACUUUGGGAACUCCAAUUCUGAUUCAACGCCACAGCCGAGAAUCCCGAUCGAUCUACAGAACCAUUGCGUGACCGGCAUUAUGGAGAUGAUGACAUCGAGAAACAGAGUCUCUCCUCCGCCUUCGUAUUCCUCUUCGUCCGGUUCAAUUCCGGCUCCGCACCAUCUCAGGCCGGAGGUGGAGAAGAAGAGGUUCGUGUAUGAUCAGAGAUCACAGAUUGGGAACAGUAGUAGUAAUCCGUCAAGAAGCAGGAUGUUGCCCUCUGGCUAUUUCAGCUUGGAGUCUCUGUUUUUGUUAAUUGGGCUUACUGCGUCUCUGCACAUACUGCCUCUCAUCCUUCCGCCGUUGCCGCCGCCGCCGUUUCUGCUGCUUCUGAUCCCGAUAGGGAUAAUGGUUCUGCUCAUGUUCUUGGCUUUUACUCCUAGUGCUAGGGAUAUGACUUAUACAUCUCUGUAAAUUUUCCUCUCUUGUUCGUUGAACAAAAAAAGAUAAAAAAGAGCUUGGGAUUAGUAGGUUCAGAAGAAAAUGAUCAAACUUUCCCCCCUGUUCUGUUUAGAGUUUAGACUAAUUAAGGUUAAGAUUCAAAAGAAAAUUACUAUACUUACGAAAAAGAGAGAUUGAAAGAUGGUAGAUUUGGAAAUUGAGAUUUUGUUAAUGAAUCACAAUUUCACCAAUAACAACCACAUUUUAUUUUUCAAUUGUUUAUUUUCGGGGAAGAGCUUGUUGCAAAUUUUCAAUAUAGAGUUCAAAAAAAAAAAUGCGAUUUAACGAAAUAAUAACAAAAAAAGUAUGAAUAAUAGAUAUUGCGUUCCAUCUUUACAAAAUGUAACACGGCAAUACAUUUUUUUUGGUAGAAAGCACGACAAAGUAGACGAGCUCGUUAGAGAUUUCCACAGCAUUUCGCCGAUGAUUCUUGUUGAUAAAUCAUAUACACAAACAGAGACGCGAACACAGUAAACAAAGUAGAUUCUCUUACCAACAGAGACGCCGGUGAUUCUUACGACUGCUCUGAACCAAAAAGCUGUAGCUUCCAUCAUACAUACUUCGCAAAUCCUCGUACAUUGGGAUCGCAGUAGGUAGGCAAUUACAGGCCAUAGGAGGGAACACCAUAACGCGAGGUGCAUCUUUUCCAACUUUAGCGCGAACUCCUCUAGCUCUCCGGUCCUCGAAUCGAAACGACAAUAUGGUACGCAGACGGGAACCAUCAGCAGAAGAAUGGAAGAAGAUUAUCUCCGGGUCACGUGGAUGCAGGAAAGGUACAAUGCAGUGUCGAGGUUCAAAUGCACCGCCGCUCCUUGAUGUCUUAAACUUGAUGUUCUUGAUGUUUCAGAUUGUAUUUGGUGUUUCACUUGCAUAUCUCCUAAUUUUCGAAUGUGGCUUUGUAGGUGAUCAAAUGACAUUUUCACAUGAUUCAAACGAAUCAUUUGAGCUAAAGGUUGGGGAUGUCUCUGACAUCUAGGUGGGAUGAGAAACAUAACUCACUUUGAGCUUUCCUGAUACAGAUGAGAUAGACGCACUUGCAGAAAUCAAGUUUCAUAUUCCUGACAAGCCUUCCAUUCAUAUGAGUUUGUUGACACAAUUUUUUAUAAUGCUAAAUAAAUUAUUAAAGAUUAAUAAUAAUAAAGAUUUAAAAAUAAU
This is a messenger RNA of Linum trigynum, 4184 nucleotides long. NCBI's taxonomy places the organism in Eukaryota, Viridiplantae, Streptophyta, Magnoliopsida, Malpighiales, Linaceae. The record is from the annotation of a GenBank genome assembly.